CCAGCCAAUGUAGAAGACAGUACUUUCAUCCUCCCAGGAGACGAUCCUAUCAGUGACGAAUCAUCGCAGGAUGAGCAUAGCCAAAUACGUGCACUAGAAGAGGACCAGGGUAUAUAUUAUAACGAAGAAGUUGUUGUUCCACCUCGGUCCGAAUCUGACGACGACAUUCCUCUACCUACUGGAAGCAGCGUUGGUAAUGGAAAGCCAGCGAGCAUGUUGACAGCGGCUGACAGACCUGCAAGUGUUCGAUCGGUACGAUUUUCUGGAACUAAACCAGGACAUUCGGAAGAAGAAAAGGUAAUAAGAGGCUACUGUAAAUGUUACCUGAUAAAGUCUGUAAUUUUGUUCCAGGACGUUGAACCUUCGGAUGUACCGGAGGAAUACGAAGAAGCACUAAGUGAGUUAUAUAGAUGA
Molecule: messenger RNA, 414 nt
Organism: Haemonchus placei
Lineage: Eukaryota; Metazoa; Nematoda; Chromadorea; Rhabditida; Trichostrongylidae
Source: the annotation of a GenBank genome assembly